This is a messenger RNA of Dendronephthya gigantea, 3208 nucleotides long. Its product is annotated as neuropeptide FF receptor 2-like. The coding region runs from base 1362 to 2426 and encodes 354 amino acids. Gene Ontology annotation, biological process: G protein-coupled receptor signaling pathway. The record is from RefSeq and is a predicted model, not a curated record. Gene Ontology annotation, cellular component: membrane. Gene Ontology annotation, molecular function: peptide binding; G protein-coupled receptor activity. The transcript has 3 exons. NCBI's taxonomy places the organism in Eukaryota, Metazoa, Cnidaria, Anthozoa, Malacalcyonacea, Nephtheidae.
UGCUAAUGAUUAUGAUUAAACAUACGCUUGUCAUUUGCGGCUUCGUCUGAGCAAACAGACUUUAUAUGGCAUUGGUACAAGAAUGGCAGCUAAAUAUUAUAAUACCCAUACAGGAUUUAUGGAUUAUUAAGAAUGUCAUUGCAAUACAGUAACCACAACGAUAACACUAACCUAACAAUACUGAUUACAGAUUUCUCUUGGAAAAAAUGCAGUCUGACGGUUGGAAUCUAUUAACUUAACCAAUUUAGCAAUUUGAGGUGGUGAAAACGUUGAAGACAGUGGUUUAUUUCACACGAAAAUGUCAUUCGUGACGAUUCUUGACACCUGUGUGAACUUGGAUUAAAGUUGCGUGCGCAGUACGCACAAUAGAAGGUGAUGUCACGCUUGAGGAUAAGUACUCAUUUAACAUUUUAUUAGUUUCCUUCCGCAGAAGCAUUCAUUAACAAAUAGGGGCAUAAUCUAGAUGUCACGCAAAAUAGGAAUUUAAUUGGCUAAAGCACAAAUAAAUUGGUAAGGCUUAGCGAAUCAUUUCAUGAGAUGAAAUAAGAACACCCCCCCGCCCUGUUUCUCGGUCAUCGACAAAUAUUCCAUUGUUUGGAACACGAGAGCAAAGAGGAAACGCGGAACAUCAAGGCUGAAAUCAUUUGUCAACAGACGCCAAAAUAAAGAUCGUCCAAAGUAUAUUUAGGAGAAGUUUCGACUUUUGAACCUAAAAGAACCUUCGUCAGAGAAAGUGGAAUAAGAGUUUGCCCUUGGGGAAUAUGUCGUGAACCGGAAGUCGAUCUGUUUAAAAACUGUCGAAGCUACUUCAUGAUGAUUCAAAAAUAAAAGGAAUGACGUCUGACGAUACAGAGAAUUAAGAUAAAUACGUAAACCGAUCUGAAUUAUCCGUGGAAUUAUCAGAAUAUAAGAUAAGAACAUCUGGCGGGCCAUACCAUAUUGUACGCAUGAUGUGGGUAAUUUCACUUGUUUGAGAGCCUAGCAACGUCGAGCUGUAAAUAACUAAAGGGAAGGUUUUCAAUGUACUUGAAAGUUUGAAUGAAACAAAUCGAAAAUAGCCGGGAGAUUAGAGUGAAAUCAUUUCAUGAAAGAACCGCCAUUGAGCAAGGUUUAGCAAGGAGAGACGCAACCAGGCACGUAGUUCACACGAAGAUAUCGGUGUUGCAAGAUUACGCCGGACUUCUUAAAUACAGCUGAACUGUAUUGACUGAAGUUUCGUCUCGAAGUACGUGAUUUUCACGCGAUCUUUGAAUUUCAAGCAAGUGAGACGUCUCUGUUUAUAUAAACUAAUGGUAUUAUCGUAAAGUGGAAGCUGGAAGCGUUCAAUUUGACACGUUUAGAAACAGAUAAUUGAGCGGAAAAUGCAGUUACUCGAAGCACCGUCGGGCCAACAAAUACGAAACACUUUGCAACCAACGAAUAACACCCGCGAAGGGCUGGCAGCAGAACCUCAUAUUUCCAUGGUGAUUCGUCUUACUCUUUACGCUGUCGUCUUUGUGCUAACAGUACUUGGUAAUAUGUCAGUGAUCAUGGUCAUUAUAAAAAAAAGAAAACUCCGCAGUAUCGAAACUUACUAUUAUGGCUACUACCUGUUAAAUCUCGCUAUUGCAGAUCUCAGUGUCGCGCUUUUUGUCAUCCCAUUCACCGUUGUAUAUAACGAAAGCGGCGAUUGGCCAUUCUCAGCUUUCCUCUGCAAGUUAAUACCCACGCUACUCGUAGCAAGCUUAUGUGCAUCGAUUCUCACCCUUUUGGUGCUCACAUGCGAACGAUAUUGGUCUAUGUGCUACCCAUUCAAACCACGGUUAACACGAAACAAACUUCUUUUGAUCUUAGGCCUUGUAUGGAUUCUUAGUUUCGCGGCUGCUUCGCCUGAGUUAGUGGUAUACCAGUUGCGCGGGAAAAUAUCGAAGACUCGUAUCCAGGAAAAAUAUCCCUGCGCUGAGCAGUGGGCAAACGAGGAACAGCGGCAAGCGUAUACAAUGUUUCUAUUCAUCUUUUCCUACCUGCUGCCAUUAGUGGUUAUCUUGUCAGCGUAUUUGAAAAUUGUGUAUGAACUGAAAACCUCAGAGGCUCAGUGCUUCGGACCUAAUGAAAAAGACAUUACAAAAAAGACUGUUAGAGUUCUCGUUAUUGUCGUUGCAAGCUUCGCGCUGUGUUAUCUUCCCGAGAAAGUAUUGUUUAUUUGGAUAGACUAUGGUUCUGGCGGCACGUAUCCUUACAUCGAUAUUUUGGUGAAGUAUUCGUACUUUUUUCAGUGGCUUAACUCGUGUCUAAAUCCGAUUAUCUACGGAGCGGUGGAUAUGAACUUUAGGAACGGUUACGCGUCAUUUUUGCGACGUUUCGCAGGGUUCAAGAAAAAACUCCGAGUCUCUAGAUCGUCAAGACAAGGGACAGGUUUUUUAACAUCAGUCAUCACACCGGAAUAAUAUUCUGGACACUUGGUUACAACAAAGAUAGACUGCCGAUUGGUCAGUGAUGAUAGGACACUAAAAGAAUGCGGUUUCUUCUGCAUAAUAUGUAUGAUGUAAAUUUAAAAAUGUUUUGGGAGAGUCAUUGCCCAUUAUUGUAUAUCUCAGAACCCUCAGACCCCCAGGGACGUUGAGCGAUACGAGGGCUAAAGUGACAGAUUUUCGUGAAAGGGCAAACUAGAGGUGUUUGUUAAAACUAUUGUUGAACUUCGUUUCAUCGUGUUCUUUCCAAGAUAAUUUUGGUAUCAGCGAGAUUUUCACAAGACGAUUAUUCUAUACUUGAAGCUCGUUUGUUGCACCCUCACGUGCACACUUAAGAUAUAGAAUGAAAUCCCUUAAAAUGAAAAGGCAUCAUUGCCCCCUUGCCCCGGCUCAUAAAACUUAAAAACAAGAGGGGCAGCUGCCCCUGACCCCCCCUGUCCCAACGUCCCCACAGGCUCCUAACAGAACUAAUAUGUCUCAUUUGUAUUGACACUUAAAUUAAUCUUUUGUUGAUGUCGCUAUGGCAACUAUAUGGUUGAUAGAGUAAGAACAUAAACAAGCUUACCCCCUUAAAAAAGGAAUUAUCAGAAUUAAAUGAAAAACGGAUAUUUCCUUGUUUAUCUGAUCACAUUUAAUAGAAAUCUGAUUGAGACUUCCGAGCGCAAUUGACUGCUUACUUUUUAAAUCCAGAUUACACAACAGCUUAUUACUGCAGCUAGUUUGUGACCUCGGGUCAAUUUAUACCAUAUGCGGUCCUA